CGAUAGGAGGGAUUGAACGAGACGGUAAAAGUGAUGAUCAUAGGCCCUUGAACCUCUCCGGUCGAUGAUAAUAAAAACAUCAAAAAUCAUUUAUUGGCUAGCUGGUAAGGACUUGGUUCCUUAGUAGUAGUAGGCAAACACGAAGUAUAGUGACAACAGAUAACAGCUUUCCAAACUCCAAUAGAAUUCCUCACCCUCUCCAAUCAACAAGACAAAAUCCCUAUUAUUGGAAAAUUCUCCAAACGUCACCCAUGCAAGAGGCUAUUCUCGUGGGCCUAUAUAAUAGUACAUUGGCAAACAUAUGGUUUUGCCUAACAAAGUUAGAUUCCUCUUAAAAGAUUCCUAUUGACUUUUCUCUAUGGCUUCACCAUCAUCAUCUUGUCCACCUUUCCAAUUUUCAGCCAAGUACUACCAUCCCUCCACUGAUGGGAGCACUUGUGUGAGGGACAACAGUUUCUUUGGAGGGAAACCCGUGUUGAAUCAAGGGGUUGGCUACUCUGUGAUUCUUGGUUUUGGGGCAUUCUUUGCAGUCUUCACCUCUUUCCUGGUAUGGUUAGAAAAGCGGUACGUUGGAUCUCGUCACACAUCAGAAUGGUUCAAUACAGCAGGGAGAAAUGUUAAGACAGGACUCAUUGCAAGUGUUAUAGUAUCUCAGUGGACAUGGGCUGCUACAAUCUUACAAAGCUCAAAUGUUGCCUGGGAAUAUGGUAUCAGUGGUCCGUUUUGGUAUGCAAGUGGUGCCACGAUCCAGGUCCUCUUGUUUGGUGUUAUGGCUAUAGAGAUCAAAAGGAAAGCUCCACAUGCGCACACAGUCUGUGAAAUAGUGAGAGCCAGAUGGGGAACUGCUGCUCAUCUUGUCUUUCUUGCUUUCUGCUUUAUGACAAAUAUCAUCGUGACGGCCAUGCUUCUGCUUGGUGGCUCUGCUGUUGUGAAUGCACUCACUGGGGUCAACUUAUAUGCUGCAAGCUUUCUCAUUCCACUCGGUGUAAUCGUCUACACUUUAGCCGGAGGGCUAAAAGCCACUUUCUUGGCCAGCUACAUACAUUCAGUAAUAGUACAUGUGGUACUGGUCGUCUUUGUAUACCUAGUUUAUGUCGCAAGCAGUGAGCUUGGCAGCCCUACCACUGUCUACCGACGUUUGUUGGAGGUUGCUAGCAAAUCAAGAAGUUGUCAAGAGCCACUUUCUCACACUGGCCAAUCUUGUGGUCCAGUAAGUGGGAAUUUCAAGGGCUCUUAUGUUACGAUGUUGAGUUCUGGAGGUCUAGUUUUUGGGAUAAUCAAUAUUGUUGGAAAUUUUGGAACAGUUUUUGUUGAUAAUGGUUAUUGGGUUAGUGCUAUUGCAGCAAGACCAUCAUCCACCCACAAGGGUUAUCUGUUGGGUGGAUUAGUGUGGUUUGCUGUUCCAUUCUCAUUGGCAACUUCACUUGGUAUUGGAGCAUUGGCUUUAGAUCUGCCAUUAACAGCAAGUGAGGCAAGCCACGGGCUUGUUCCUCCAGCUACAGCCAUUGCCUUAAUGGGAAAAGGAGGAUCUGUUCUUCUACUCACCAUGCUUUUUAUGGCUGUAACUUCUGCUGGUUCAUCUGAACUGAUUGCUGUCUCAUCAUUAUGCACUUAUGACAUCUACCGAACAUAUAUAAAUCCAGAUGCAACAGGCAAGCAAAUCCUAAAAGUAUCCAGAGGUGUCAUUCUGUGUUUUGGAUGUUUUAUGGGCAUAUUAGCUGUUAUUCUAAACAAAGCCGGUGUUUCUCUUGGAUGGAUGUAUCUUGCAAUGGGAGUUUUCAUCGGCUCAGCAGUUGUUCCUAUAGCUUUUAUGCUUCUAUGGCGAAAAGCAAACGCCUUUGGCGCUAUUCUUGGAACUAUUACUGGCUGUAUUUUAGGAAUCAUUACAUGGUUGACAGUCACGAAAGUUGAGUAUGGAAGGGUAAAUCUUGAUACAACAGGUAGAAAUGCACCUAUGUUGGCUGGAAACCUCGUGUCCAUAAUUACCGGUGGAGCUGUUCAUGCUUUUUGUAGUUUCCUAUGGCCUCAGAAUUAUGACUGGGACACUACCAAAAAAAUAACUACGGUUGAGAAGGAAAAAAGUGACUUGCCAGCUGAAGAGUUCAAAGAAGAGAAAUUGACCAGAGCGAAAGCUUGGAUAAUCAAAUGGGGUGUCGGUUUUACCAUUGUGAUUGUGAUACUGUGGCCUCUUCUUACACUUCCUGCAGGUCAGUUUAACCAAGGAUACUUCACAUUCUGGGCAGUCAUAGCUAUUGGAUGGGGUACUCUUGCAUCAGCUGUAAUUAUAGUUUUACCAAUCUCAGAAAGCUGGGAAACCAUUCAAAGCGUUGCACUCGGUAUGUUUACAAAUGACAGGCUUAUGGCGAAGCUAGAAGAGUUAAACAAUAAACUGCAAACGAUUAUAUCAACAAUGCCCGAAGCAGAGAGAAUGUACUUACUUGAGAAAGAGAAGGCCAAAAGGAAAGAAGCAUCGGACUUGGAAACUCAAAUUGUUCCUUCAUGAACAUCACUGUAGCAAAAACAAGUUAGUGGUUGGCUGAUGUGUGUGUGCUCUGUUGCUAGAUUUCUUCUCCUCUUGAAACUUCAUACCAAGUCAUAUUUGUGAAGGAAAAGUCUGUUUUGUCCACUGAAUUGCUUGUAAUAUGAUCUUCUUCAUUAUGUAAGAUAAUAGUCCCCCAUCAUUCAGAUUUAUAGAUCAUGAGAUUUCUGCAGAUGGAAUGAAUGCCUACCACAAUGGUUAUGUUUCUGAGCUGAAAUUAGGAAUUCAAGCCGAUCUAAUCAAUUGGAGUAGCUUAAAGCUGUACUUGUACUCUAGGAAGGUUAGGAAGGAAAAGCGGGGUGCACGAGAAUAAGAAGAGAUGAAAAGAAAAAACUUUCACCUCUCGGAAUUCAUAAUUUCAACUGUGUCUACGACAAGACAAAACUUAAAGCACAAGGAAAAGACUUUGAUGAAACUUUGGUUUUUGAUUAACCAACUCUAAAGAUGCUUGAUUAUGAUGAAAUAAACAGUUAAGAGUAAGAUAUUUCAGAGCGGAAGAUUACAAAUAUAUCCAGAAUUUGCAUAACGCAUUUCCACAAGGUAAACUGCAGCAUGAAAAUGCAUGGCUACAUAACGCAGAAAAAGAGCUUCAUGUACUCCCUCCGUCCCAUAAUUAUUGUCCAGUUUUACUAAAAUGAAAGAUUUUAUUUUUGGUCAAAUUUAACUAUAUUUUACCUUAAACAACCGGAUAUGCCCCUACAUAAAUAAUUAUUUAACCACUAAGAUUUUAUGGAUAAUGUUUUUACUAAGGAUAAAUGUGUAACUUGAUCCAUAAAAAGUCAAAUUGGACGGAGGGAGUAUUAUUUAAAGAGGAAGGAAGACAGAAAGGAAAAAUAGAUAUUCAUUCUAAUGCCUACUCAGUUCAAGGAAAGCUUGUACUGUAUCUAAUCAUAUAUCAGCAUCCCCAGAAAUCCUCCAAAUAAAUACUCAGGGAAAAUCAUCCAAAUUGAUAAGCCAUCUUCAACAUGUUAACGGCCCUAAGGGGCACAAUCAUUUUGUAUUUCAUUGUUCCAUGCACCUAUUUUUCCACCAAAACACCCAACAGGCCAGAAUCAGUCGCACAAAUUGCAUGAUUUGCAUCCUCAAUUCAUUGGAUAUCACCAGACUGCCAGAAAACCCAGGAUCUUAUGUCCUUAGAAAUUAAGAUCUGACAACCAUUUCUUGUAGUACUCACAUGUGGCAGGGGAGAUAACUCCAUCCGGUGUGCACUGGUUAAUCCGGGGACACAUACCACAUGGAAUUGAAGCCAUUGCACCAACUCGAGCACCUUUUCCAAGACCAGCUCCGCUUCCAAGCCUAUAACAUAGAGUCCCAACAGGAAAUGAAUGAUAUUCUCCCCAGCCGGUGCUCUUGACCUCAAUGAUCUCAUUUUCCAGCAACAUAGAGUUCAAAAUUUCUCCAACGUGUUGUUCCGUACACUCCACUUUGGUAACCUUCUUCAGAAGGUCAUAUAUUCCCUCAAACGUCGCAACUUUCUGCCUCCCAAUAAUAGUCAUGCAGAUGUUUUUAAGAUCAUUAAUGAAUUUUGUAUCAAGUUUUCCCUCAACGUACCAUGCGCCACCACUAACUUCCUUUGACGGUUCAAACUCGACGGCCAUGUAAUGUUUUCUAGCCUUAUUCUGGAUGUUUACAACCUCUUUUAUCAACUUUUUAGCCAGAAGUGAUUUCAGGGAUUUAGUAACAACAUGGUCUGUAAGUUUCAUCUUAUUUUUUAUAUCUCUUGUCCAAAUUCCCAUAUCCUUUGUAUCCUUUAUCACCUCCAAGACACGCUGGUCCGUGUCACCAAGAGCAUCAGAGAGAGAUUUCGGCUCUGUUUUUUUCCGCUUAAGAGAGGAAGUGGUUGCUGGACGGCUCAUCUCCUGCCAAAACAUGAGGAAGUAUUUUAUUCAGCAGUAUGUUACACAUCAGAACUAUUACUUCAAACAGACGUCCAUCUAAACAUACUUCAAACUCAGGCAGCAAAGAAAAUUUCCCAUCUUCGAUCAAAACUUCUCUUCAGUUCAGGGAUUUAUUCAAAUGGAAAAUGAAUGUUAUUGUAAGAGCAUGCAGUACAACGGCAUAGUGACCCGCACGCUCAAUAACUUGGUAAAGUACUAUAUUAACUAUAAAAUUUAAACAUACAAAAAGGGCAGAAUCCCUCCAUGCGCAAGGUCAAGGAAAGACCUUUCAUGAAGGCCUACUUUGGGCCGAACCCUAUAUUUCUACUGAAAACUGUUACAGUUACUUGAAGUUAUGACUUAGGGUAACGUGGCAACAGCUCUGAUCUCCGCAUCAACGGCUCACUUUCUUAAUAUUUUAUUAAGGAGUGCGUAGAAAUCUCACAGUUUCUUACUCCAGCAACUUAACAAAAAUGUUAAACCUAACAUAUCUCUUGUACAGCAAAAGCUGUAUUUAAGAGUCUCUUGUCUGGUAAGGUAGCUGUAUUUUCUAUGAAUCCAACUACAACACCAGAUGUUUUGUGUAAAUGAUUAAAAUUUUAUAAUAAUUUAGGAUAUGGAUUUUUCUUGUAAUUGUAUAUUACCAGAACAAUGUUCAUAAGUUUAUCAUAUCAAAUCUAAAAUCUUACCACUCAACCUGCAUAAAAGUGCCUGAAAUCUGAAUACACUAUCGAAUCCUUUUUGCUCCAUAAAUUACACUCACAGGUAAAUCGAUACCAAAUGUACGGCAUGCAAGGUCUCUAUGGCACAUCUGUUCAUAUCUUUGAACGAAAUAGAGCAACUUUAUGAAAAGAAAGCUUAUUCUUCAUAAAUAAAUGUCACAUAUCUUUUUCUCCAAGAAAAGCAAGGCCAACUUGAACUACUUGGCCUUAGAUAACCCAGGCUUGAUAAAAACUAAUUUGUUCCAUCAUUACAUCAACCAACUAAUUGGAGAAAGCUGAAAACAACUUGAACUACCAAGCUGAAUAACGAAUGGUUUAACUAACUCAGAGUAAGGGACAUAAACUUUUCACACAAAGGUGAAAUUUCAAGCGCUAAUUAAAGAAAUAGAUGUUGUGCCAGCCACGAAAAAACGACUGGUAAAAUGACAGAGGUUCCGAGAUUUGCAGUGUUUUAACCAGAUAUUCCUAAUGAUACUCCAGGAUAGAAUUCUACACAUGCAUUUAACAAUACUGGGGAUGCAUUGAAUGACUGUUCAUUUCAAAACUUAUACCGAGCUACUGAACUAGAAGAGUGAUGUCCUUUUAGUUACAUAAGCAGACAUAUAGUCCAAAAUCAACUUUGUGAUGCUAUAAGAAAAUGGACGAAAUGGCCUUUUUGAGUAUAUUGAAUAAAAUUUGAUUUAAGGGAAGAAAGAGGUCACAAGUUUCUCAAUUUGGCCAUUCAGAUAGCUGUAUAGCCAACAUUGUCCCCUCAAAGAACUGGAUACCCAAAAAAAAAAAAAUGCCAUGAAGGAGGAACAUUAAAAGGCAUCUGUUAAAGACAUUCCAUUGAAGAAAUAUUUGAGAAAUUUUCAUCAACAGAUAAUGAAUCAAAUCACAUAUUACUCCUGAAAAUGUAUACAAUGCAAAAUUUCCAAGCUGGGCUUCAAACCAUUUAUAUUAAAUCAGCAAUGCUUUUACACAGUUUGUGAUGCAUUUUGCAAACUUAUUAGGAUAACUACACUUAACACGAAAACUAUGAUUAAGGAAUGAUUGUUUUUAUGUACUCGCAAACAGAUGCAGAGUAAUAUUCAUAUUUCGAACAUCCGAAUCAUAAUCUAUCAGGAUUUAUAACAUGCACAAAACAAAACCUUUUCAUAUAUUACAUCCUGAUUAUCAGAAAAUAUUAAGAAAAGAAAAACACAACAAACGAAAGACUUCCAGUUCAGUUAUCUCCACAAAUCUAUCUCUACGGCCACCCUCUUACUAUGCAAGGCCCUUCCUUGCAAUUGCAAACAAAAUAACCUACAUGGGGCCACAAGAAAGCUUUCCAACUUCAGCUUAGGCCACAAGUACAAUCACAAGUAUAAGAAAAUAGGCAAAAGCGUUCAGAACCAUAAGCCUUUUCUGCUUAAAACAAAGUUCAUGCCUUUAAUGUAUGCACAACUUUGCAAGCCUGAAAAGGCAAGGUUUUUUUACCUACAGAGAUCAUUUUGUGAAGUUUUAUGAAGAAGAAUUUAGUUGGUGCUUCAAAAGAACACUGCAAGAGCAAAACUAAAAAGUGACACUCGCAUUUUCAUCACCCAAGGCUACUAGACAAGUUCUCAAUAGUACAUGCCAUUUCACAGCAAAAAUGAAAGAAUCUUAUUUUGUGAUGAAACUAGAUAUCUACUAUCCCAAAAGAAAGGACUUUCAUAUUAUGAUUAGUAAUAAUAAGUUCAUUCCAAACCACACAGCAACUUGCUUUUACAAUUAAUUUUGUUACAAAAGUCCCAAAGCAAGCAAAGUUUCAUAUGGAGAACUAUAAUUCUGGAAUGCUUCAACAGCCAAAUUUGAACUAAGGAGACGAUCAAAGAAGAAGGGUUUCAGUUACAACCACACAAAUUUGUACUGAGGAGACGAUCAAAGAAGAAGGGUUUCGGUUACAACCACGUGGGAAUGGAAUAUUCAUCCAAUUGCACUCAUCAUUUCUCAAAAGCAAAUUCCUGCAUAUAUAUACAUACUAAGUGUCAAGGACCACACAAGGUGCGGUCUAACUCGGAGAAGUUGUAACCCUGAAUAAAUAAAAGAAAAUAUUUAAUUGAUUAUUGUUUCCGCAGAGAAUAUAUUGAAUAAAGGCCCACUGAGGUAAUAUGUAAACCAUUAUAGCUUCUUACUACUAAACAUAGCAUUGACAACUUCGGUGACAAAAGUUUAAAAGUUUCAUGACUUAACUAGUUAUUACUCCUUUUGCUAUGUUCAGCAUCGGUAGCAUUGACAGAUUAUGAGCGUUUGCCAAGUCUGGUCACUUCACAAAUGCCAAACCAGCAUGCUUUUUUUUUAAAAAAAAAGCUGAUAUACCAACAACAAAUAAUCCUACAAAGAAAUUCAGAGCAAAGUAGAAGGCAUUUCUUACGUAGGCCUGAAGUCAUAUACCUUAUAUGCGAACAUCCGCACGCAAACUAAUCUCCAGUAGGAACUAAAAAUUAUACCCCGUUCUAUU
Molecule: messenger RNA, 7599 nt
Organism: Oldenlandia corymbosa var. corymbosa
Lineage: Eukaryota; Viridiplantae; Streptophyta; Magnoliopsida; Gentianales; Rubiaceae
Source: the annotation of a GenBank genome assembly